UACUCAGCAACUGUCUGCCAUGUUUACUUGCCCAGAUGGCAAAGAUGGCAAGCUUAGAAACCAAGCUCCAGCGGGGUGAAUAUAGCAUCAUAUGAUGACCUUUUUGACCAACCAGAAUGUCCAAUUCUGAUACUCACCUCUGGAAAUUAUACUAAUAUGAGUUGUUGCAAUGGAAGUGAUAUAAAUUAUUGUAAUGACAACACAAUAAGUAAGCUUAUGUAGUUGUAAAUGGUAAAUUUUCUGACUGCCAGACACAGAGUCUUAGAAGUACUCUCCAGCUGAGGGAUAUUUAGAGAUACAGUGGAAUUUUUAGCAUGAAAUUUAUCUCUGUUGUCUUCAUGUCAAGGAUGGCUCAUCGGUUGACAUCUCAUCACAGGGCGUUAUUUUCACCAAAGUAUCUCUCUGGAACAUCAGCACACAUUACUACAACAUCAUAUUUCAGAACCCCAUUUGAUGUGAAGGACAGUGGCGACUUUAAAAAAAGAGUUCUUGCCUCAACAAAACCUGUCCUUGUGGACUUCCAUGCUGAUUGGUGCACUCCAUGUAAAGGACUAACUCCAAGGUUAGAUGCCAUCAUGGGAGAAAAGGAUGGAUUACUAGAACUGGCGAAAGUUGAUAUAGAUGACAAUCCUGAAUUGGCUAUGCAAUAUAAAGUUACCGGGAUUCCCACUGUUUUGGGAAUAAAAAAUGGCAAAGUUGUUGACAGCUUUACAGGACUCAUAGAAAAAGAAGAACUUCGACGAUUUGUGGAAAAACUGUUAAGUAACACUUCAAAUACAGAACAGUGAUCAACGAAUGGGAGAAUGAUUACCCAAAAUAAUGUUUCCAGUGUAGGAAAUGAUUAACUUUGUCACCUUAAAAAUAAACAAGUUUGUAAAGUAAGAUUCCACUGCAAUGGAUGUGUGGUGUACAUUCCUUUCUUAACACCAUUUGGCUUCAGCCAAAUUAAUUUUGAUCACUCAGCCGCUUGUUCUUAAGCCUGUGCACACAGGUCUACGACUACCUCUCACGCUGAAAAGUGACAAGUUCGACUAUAAGUAACGACGCUUUGUAGACGUCACUUUAUCAGCAUGAAACGAAAUACUAGACCAGUACAGGUUACUUAUAGCACUUACUGUGUGUAAGUUAACGGCUGAUAAAAAAAAAAAUCACUAUGUUUUGCUUUUUUUACUUCAUGAACUUGGAUUGUAAGACUUUGUAUAUUAAAUACAAGGACGA
Messenger RNA from Orbicella faveolata, 1218 nucleotides. RefSeq lists its product as uncharacterized. The record is from RefSeq and is a predicted model, not a curated record. Gene Ontology annotation, cellular component: cytoplasm. Lineage: Eukaryota; Metazoa; Cnidaria; Anthozoa; Scleractinia; Merulinidae. Gene Ontology annotation, molecular function: protein-disulfide reductase activity.